Messenger RNA from Manis pentadactyla (Chinese pangolin), 1970 nucleotides. RefSeq lists its product as uncharacterized. The transcript is spliced from 3 exons. Lineage: Eukaryota; Metazoa; Chordata; Mammalia; Pholidota; Manidae. The record is from RefSeq and is a predicted model, not a curated record. Bases 1 to 978 code for a protein of 325 amino acids.
AUGGGCUGGGAAGAGAGGAGGAAAAUUAGAGGGAAGCGCACGGAUCCGCGCGGCUGGGAAGCGACAAGAAGCAGGUGUAGCGGGCGCAGGGUUGUGGCGGGCGAGGGCCGGGCUCACCGGGCCACAGGGAGAACACGAGAGCGGGCGGCUCGGGCGUCCGCGGGCGGAGGGUGCGGCACCGGGGUGCAGACAGCGGCCGAUCCGGAAACACGGUGGAGCGGCUUGCAGAGGGCUCUGCAGAGGCUGCGGCUCGACUUAGGUCAUGGGGGCGGGGCGGGGCGGGGCCGGCGGGGCGGACGCGCUCCGCGUCACCGACCGGGUGAGGCAACUCUCUACCCGCUGCUUUUCCGGGGGACUGUCGUGCCUGGGGCUCUCUGCUUGCCUUCAUCCCCUCCGCUCCGCGUGCAGCCGGAACCCGCGUCCAGCACGUCGUUCCCAGAGUCACUCCCUCGCUCCGCCUCACACUGCCCCGCCAACCGCUUUGUGAGAACGGCUAGACUGACGCCGGAAAGAAGCAGAGGCUGCCCGGGGCCACACGCCUCUGCUCUCCCCCACACCUCCCGGCCAAGGCUCUCCCUAACUGCGGCCCGGGUGCGGGUGUGGGUGCACGCAGACCCACACACCGGGUCCGCAGCCCGGACUCUCACGCCCGCCGCCCGCCUUCGGCGCACGCGCGGGCUCCCGCGGGGCGUGGCCUCCCGGCGUCGCGCUAGCGGAGGGGAGCCAAUCCCGGCUGCAUCUGCAGGUGGCGGCAACCGCCAACGGCCGUUGGGCGCGGCUGGGCUUCCCGACUUCUCCCGCCGCCUACUCACCGUGCUCUUGGGGCCCCGGGGGACAUCAGGCCUGGGUGGCGCGGAGACACCAGGCGUGACGCUCUCCCCUCUCCUUACAGACGAGCGAGCGGGCCCGCGCCCUGCGACUGGGAGGGCCGCACCGAGCCCUGGAGUGAGAAAGGGACCGGACCUGGGCCGCCCGUAGGUGGCUGGCGAUCUCGUAGGGGUGACAGACACGUAAACAACCAGUAAUUGGGUCUUGUGGCCUGGACAAGCACGUGCAUUUAGGGAGUAGAAGCCCACAGGUCUCUUGGACUCUGCCGCUACUUUUGACUACCUUCUGCCUCUCUCUUCCUCUGUUUUCAUCUUUGUCAGCCUCCCAGGGCUGUUGUAAGGAUUAGUCAGGGUAGUGCAAGCCGCUUCCCUGACUACACUGACCUGUAUCAUCCAAGCCUUAAGAGGUCCCGUGGACAAAUUGGAGAAUGUAUGGCUAGAGCAAGUGGAACUCCCAUGUCAGCAUAAGAUGAUAAAGCGAACUUGAAAAACUGACUUCGGUGUGAAUAUCCAGCGCUGAAGCACCUUCCUGGAUGAGUGAACAAAGGUAAGGACAGGUAGACAGUUUUUUACUGGAAUGGAGGUUUUGAAGGCUUCCUUUUCUGCAAAGGUUGUGUGUAGCAGUUUUCCUACAAACUUUUGCAGUUAAUUCAGAGCCAAACCUUGGGAUUUCAAAGCACGGCUCAAGAAGAAACCAGUCGGCCUCUGUUGUGGCAACAUCAGGUUUCUGUUUGUUGAUGACUCCUUAGUUGCUUCCUCAAUGACCAUAUCAGAUGAUUCUGUACUUUCAUUUGCUCUGAGCCAGAAGUUAAAUCAGGUUCUCCUUUCUCCUUAGAAGUGCCACCAAAUUUUCUGAUUGCAGGUUGGCCAGAAGCAUGCAACAUGGUGACAUACCCACAGAAUUCCCUGCAAGCCCAUUUUGUUCCUUAAUAUUUGCAGUACUUUAUGAAUACCCAUAUUGACAUGAGCACAGUCCUUGUAGUUGUUUUAUCAAAAGGAAAGUUUUCUCUCAUCCCAUCAUUUUGACACUGCAAGCUUAUCUAAAGUAGAAAUUACUUCAGGAUUAUGACACCAUGACAUUAUUAAUGCUCAGUAAUAACCCUGAAAUACAGCAGACCGUUUUGAAUUCUUAUACCUUUAAGU